Messenger RNA from Saprolegnia parasitica CBS 223.65, 913 nucleotides. RefSeq lists its product as hypothetical. The record is from RefSeq and is a predicted model, not a curated record. Lineage: Eukaryota; Oomycota; Saprolegniomycetes; Saprolegniales; Saprolegniaceae. The transcript is spliced from 4 exons. The coding region runs from base 41 to 913 and encodes 290 amino acids.
GUGGUAUCAAGAUGAUGGCCUGGUAGCACUGUGUGAUCGCAUGGCGCCUCUGGACGUACUGCUAAGCCGCGAGGUCUUGGCCGCCAUCACGGCGUACCAAGACGGCGUCCCGUUGCCGCUGCUAUCGAUGGCCGCGCACCUCCGCCGCGUCCAGCGCUACCGGGCCCACUCGUAUCCGAUUCGAACCGCUCUGCCCGCGCCGGCGCACCACGCACUGCCCAUCGCCGACGUCGCGCGCCUUCUUUGCUUUCGCCCACUGCUGUGGUCAUCGUCGGUCGUGGACCAUGCCGCAGCGAUCAACGACGUCGCGCUUGUCACGUUUUUGCUCGACCAUGGGAUGUUGCAACUGCUGCACGAUCGCGGCGCGCCAUGCACCAAGCAUGCAAUGGACUAUGCGGCGACCAACGGCCACCUUGGCGUCGUUCGCUUCCUCCACGAGCAGCGCGACGAAGGCUGCUCCACGUUUGCGAUGACGGGGGCCAUCAUGCACGGCCACUUGGCGGGCUACAACCCGCGGGCGUUCGACUUGGCGGCGGCCCGCGACGACAUGGCGACCGUGCGCUUCCUGCACAGGCACCGCCGUGAAGGCUGCACCCGCGACGCACUCACCAGUGCAAGCCGGGCAGGGCACAGGAGCGUGAACGAAGCGUUCGCCGCCGCCAUCGCGGGCGGCCACUUGACGCUCGUGCACUUCUUUUGGCAGUCGUACGCAGGGCAGCUGCGCAGCCACGUGGCAGCCGGACACGCUUUGGCGACGGCUCUAGGGCACUCGGAGGUCGCUAGCUUCUUGGCCGCCGUGGCGCCGCGGCGGUUCGCCGUGCAAGAUCUAUGGGACCGUUGUAUCCGUCUGUGGACAGCGCGCUUUCUAGACGAAGUGUUGGGCUUGGACAUUGUCGCCGUCCUAUCGGAUUGA